Molecule: messenger RNA, 254 nt
Organism: Notothenia coriiceps (black rockcod)
Lineage: Eukaryota; Metazoa; Chordata; Actinopteri; Perciformes; Nototheniidae
Product: VPS10 domain-containing receptor SorCS1-like
Exons: 2
Cellular component (GO): membrane
Source: RefSeq, a predicted model, not a curated record
UCAGGUUGCAGGGAUUAAAGGGAUGUUGAUUGCAAACAAGAGGCAAGACAACCAGGUGAAGACCUUCAUGACCUACAACAAGGGCCGGGACUGGAGGCUCCUGCAGGCUCCUGCCACUGACCUGGAUGGAAACGACAUUCACUGCAUACUGCCUUUCUGUUCACUCAAUCUACAGCUGCAAACAUCAGAGAACCCUUACCUGUCAGGAACAAUCUCCACCAAGAGUUCUGCACCGGGGAUUAUAGUCGCCACAG